This is a messenger RNA of Helianthus annuus (common sunflower), 702 nucleotides long. RefSeq lists its product as uncharacterized. The transcript is spliced from 2 exons. NCBI's taxonomy places the organism in Eukaryota, Viridiplantae, Streptophyta, Magnoliopsida, Asterales, Asteraceae. The record is from RefSeq and is a predicted model, not a curated record. Bases 145 to 570 code for a protein of 141 amino acids.
GUUCAAUAUAUUAAAGACUACACUAUUUUAUACCCCUACCCAAAUCCAGACGUUGAUUCCCUCUGAUUCUCCGGCGAUCGACACUAUAAAUCACCGCUUCCUACAAUCGCUUAAUCACCGAUCGAUACUACAGAAGUUUAGAACAUGCAAGACCAUGGUGGGAUGAUUCCCGUCGAGGAAACAGUUGUACCAAAGCCAACAAAACGGAAACCCGCUGCACGAAAGCUUCCAAAGAACCCGAUCCCCGAAACCAACAUGCAGGGUGUUCAUGAACUAACCCGCCCUUCCAAAAGAAACUCCAAAACCGAAUCACCCCAAAUCUUCCAACAACAAGAAAAGUCAACUUCCGAUUCCUUACCCGAUUCUUCAACGAGUAACGAGUAUCGUUCCUUGAGGCGCAAGUAUUUACUUCUUGAGGAAGAAAGCUUCAAUCUGGGAAGAGAAACAAAAGAGAUUCAAGAUGCGGUUAAAUCUCUAGAGGACGAAAAGCUCGUGUUAUUGGAUGAACUUGUUGUGUUGGAAGGUCUAGUUGACCCUUCUGAGAUGGACCCCACUUCGCGUUCAACGUAAUUUUUUUAUAUUUUAAUUUGUUAACAUGUUAACAAGGUUAAUAGGUGUAGUACAGUAUGUAUGUAAAACUGGCUUUUUGAUUGAAUAUUUAACUGUUGGUGCUUGAAUGUGCAACUUGAAUGCAGUUUUCUA